This is a messenger RNA of Erpetoichthys calabaricus (reedfish), 1803 nucleotides long. It is a transcript of the gene tbx22, whose product is annotated as T-box transcription factor 22. The transcript has 8 exons. Lineage: Eukaryota; Metazoa; Chordata; Cladistia; Polypteriformes; Polypteridae. Gene Ontology annotation, cellular component: nucleus. Gene Ontology annotation, biological process: cell fate specification; positive regulation of DNA-templated transcription; regulation of transcription by RNA polymerase II. Bases 287 to 1762 code for a protein of 491 amino acids. The record is from RefSeq and is a predicted model, not a curated record. Gene Ontology annotation, molecular function: RNA polymerase II cis-regulatory region sequence-specific DNA binding; DNA-binding transcription factor activity, RNA polymerase II-specific.
CUCCUAACACCAUCCAGCAUCCCCCAAACCCCCUCCGUGGUGUUCUCCUGUUUCAUAGCGAAAGUCGGUCCGGUCAUAAUGAGGAGGAAAAAAAAAUAUAAAAUGAAUGAGUGACAUAGAUGAUUGCGGUGAUUCCUGCAGGGGGACGUCUUGAAGGACUUUACUAAACAUCUUCAAGUUUGCCUCAGUUGUCGGCCAGUCGGAUUUAAGCACGCAAUCUCAGGAUCUCUGUUUUGAAGGUUGGGUCGUUCGUUUUCUGUGUUUAUUACAGACCUCAGCAUCAGGAAUGGCUUUGAGCUCCCGGGCUCACGCGUUCUCCGUUGAAUCUCUAGUGGGUAAAAGUCCAAAGAGGAAGGGUGACCACACAGAAAAAGAAAAAAUCAUGAACGAAGCUUCGGGAUUACUGUGUGAAAAGAAAACGGACAGGAGCGCAGCAGCAACUGAAUCUGGAAAGAAAAGGAAAAGUGAUACAGGGAUGUGCAAAGCUGUUUGCUCUGACUCUGAGAAGGAUGUCCAAGUUGAACUGCAAGGACUGGACCUAUGGAAGAGGUUUCAUGAGAUUGGAACAGAAAUGAUCAUCACUAAGGCUGGCAGGAGAAUGUUUCCUUCAGUAAGGGUGAAAGUGAAAGAUCUGGAUCCCUUUAAGCAGUACUACAUCGCCAUGGAUAUCAUCCCUGUAGACUCCAAGAGAUAUAGGUAUGUUUACCACAGCUCCCAAUGGAUGGUGGCGGGGAACACUGAUCAUUCAUGUAUAACACCCAGAUUAUACAUCCACCCUGACUCGCCCUGCUCUGGGGAGACAUGGAUGAGGCAGGUUAUCAGUUUUGAUCGAGUCAAACUCACCAACAAUGAGAUGGACGACAAAGGUCAUAUAAUUCUCCAGUCCAUGCAUAAGUACAAGCCGCGGGUGCAUGUGAUAGUGCACAGCGCAAAACUGGAUUUGGCACAAAUUCAUUCACUUCCAGAUGAAGGUGUAAAGACGUUUAUCUUCAAAGAAACCGAAUUCACUACAGUCACGGCUUACCAAAACCAGCAGAUUACAAAGCUUAAAAUUGACAGAAACCCUUUUGCUAAAGGAUUCAGAGAUCCUGGAAGAAACCGGGGUGUUUUAGAUGGGAUUUUGGAAACCUACCCUUGGAGAAGCCCUCUUAGUCUUGACUUGAAGCACUUUGGCUUGGAGGCCCAAGGUAGGGGGACAUCAUCACCUCUGAGCUGUGGGACCCCACCUUCUAUAAGUGGCCUGCCUUCAUCACCCUGUUCAUUUGGCUUGCCUUGUUCAAACACAUCCUUGCACAGCCUCACCAUACCUCUUUCCUACAAGUUGUACUCUCCAAGCCUGGGUGGAAGUCACCCGUUCAGUCCAGCUGACCAUGAUAGACUGCAGGAGAGUGGCUCUGUGGGGGUACAAGUGCUUGCUGACUUUCCUUUUCUGGAAUCCUUCAGUAUUCCUCAGUUGAGAGAUAAAAAGAAGGGAGUGGACUGUAAGGGCCCAUGCAUUCAGGAGCUGCCAGGUCCAACACAGCAUCUUUAUUUACGCUGGAUGCAUGAGGCUGGCAGUGCUGGGCUCCCAGCAUCGCAGCUCCGACAGGACUCUUGUUCUCUUCUGCCCCAUUACAGUUUGUGUAACUAUGAUCUAUCAAUGGCAUCAAGACUGUCUAGUAUGACGCGGCAUUUCAAGCUUGCUGAAGCCAUGCCACUGACACCUAGAGAGGGACAACUGUGUCAUAAACUUUGGAAUUCGCCCACUUAUCAUUUACUUUGAAUGAAAAUAUUCUUUUGAACUGGUGCUUCCUCUGCUUCUUU